AUUUAUUCCUGUCUAAUCUUAAAUUAUUUUUUGUUACAGGGAACAACAUGGCGUUACGAUUCAUAGUUCUCCUGUUACCGGCGCUUGCCGUCGCCAGAAUAAACGUGGAGUUGUCCGGCAAAUUCGACGCACAGAACCCUAACAUGCAGGUUUACCUGUCAGGGAACGAUGUCGGCAUCAUCACCGACACCGAACGAGAGACUUUCAACGUGAGAGACGGAAGCCUGAAAGACGCCGUGCGCGCGAACUUCGGCAAACGCCCUGAUGACGCUUACCUCCGCAGCCCUACACCCUGGGGCGACCUUUACCAAAGCUAUGGAUGGAGCCAAGUCACCAGGACCUUAAUCCCCAAAAAAGCCACUAUCCUGGGCAUCGUCUCCCAACCAACUAUCGUAAUGCAACAAAUAUUCGAGAACAACAGCUCCAAACCUGCGACAUUCAACGUGGGCAUCUCACAAGAAGUUGCUAACACUGUUUCCUCGUCGUGGAGCAAGGGUGGCAGCUUGUCCAUCGGUCAAGAGAUCAACUACAGUUUCGACAUCGAAGUAGCUAGCGGUGGUGGUAGCACGUCCAUCGAUUACACUAACUCCUGGGGAGAGAGCACCGAGAAGUCGGAAACCGUUACCGUCGGAGCUUCCACGGCUAUGGACAUCCUUCUGCAGCCAGGACAGUCGGUGAUGGCUCAACUGCACGCGACCAAAGGCACCAUAAAGAUAGAAGUGGAGUACGAAGCCAGUUUGUCCGGAGACACGGCCAUCAACUACUCCAGUCCUUACCAAGGGCAUCAUUUCUGGGCGUUGGACGUUGGGGCAGUCAUGAGCAGUGGUGGCAUCAGCAACCGCCUAGUCUCCAGGGAAACCAUUGAGAUCGGUUUCUACUCCCAGUCGUCAGUCUCGGUCCAGGACAGGAAUUACGCCACUCAAAUGAUGAUGGUCAAAUUUUAA
Molecule: messenger RNA, 944 nt
Organism: Chilo suppressalis (striped riceborer)
Lineage: Eukaryota; Metazoa; Arthropoda; Insecta; Lepidoptera; Crambidae
Source: the annotation of a GenBank genome assembly